AGCCAAGCCAAAUGCCAACUUGUGAGCCAUUCCCCUUAUCGACAAAACGCUUUUGCGUUCCAAUCCCUCAGAAACCGAAUAAUUUCGAAACUCUGCUUCACGUAAUCAUCACUCUGCAACAGCCUUCAGGUUACAUAAACCCUCCUCCCCCCCCCGCCCCCUUCUCUACCGGUUCUCCGUCUCGCCGCGGGCAUUUCUCACUUCUCAGCCCUCAUCGCAUGUUCUCGGGCGAAACCCUAGUUUCUUCCUCCACAUGGCUCGUCUGAGGGAAGAAGUAUCUCUUUCGCAAUUGCCUUCGCUCGUCAAAGAAGAAGAACGAGAUGAAGGAAAGCGAGCAGAGAGGCGCAAGAUUUGUGCUUCGGAGUACACGGAGUACCGGGUGGAGAAGGUCUUUCCCAUGUACGCGAUGGGGCCUCCGAGACGCGAGUCCGGUUCGCUUCCGCCGCUUGCUGGUUCUGGUUCCGGCUCCACUGUGGGUGACCCCAUUUGGGAUGCCAUUAGAGAAGAGGCCAAGCUGGAGGCAGAGAAGGAGCCAAUAUUAAGUAGCUUCUUGUAUGCCAGUAUUUUAUCACAUAGUCAUUUAGAACAAGCAUUAGGGUUUGUUCUUGCCAACCGACUCCAGAAUCCAACACUCCUGGCAACACAAUUAAUGGAUAUAUUUUCUGAAGUAAUAAUGCAUGAUAGGGGUAUUCAACGUUCGGUUCGGGUAGAUUUGCAGGCAUUUAAAGACAGGGAUCCUUCUUGUUUGUCAUACUGUUCUGCUCUGUUGCAUAUGAAGGGUUAUCAUUCUUUGCAAUCAUAUCGAGUAGCACAUGCUUUGUGGAACCAAGGACGCCAGUUGCUGGCCUUAGCAUUACAAAGCCGAAUUAGUGAGGUUUUUGGAGUUGACAUACAUCCAGCUGCAAAAAUUGGCGAGGGAAUUCUACUGGAUCAUGCUACAGGAGUAGUUAUAGGUGAGACUGCUGUUGUAGGAGAUAGAGUUUCAUUAAUGCAGGGUGUAACUUUAGGAGGAACUGGGAAGGAAAUUGGUGAUCGUCAUCCGAAAGUAAGUCAAGGUGCGCUUAUAGGGGCUAGUGUGACUAUAUUAGGGAAUAUCAAAAUUGGUGAAGGUGCUAUGGUGGCAGCUGGUUCUCUUGUGUUGAAGGAUGUACCUCCACACAGCAUGGUGGCAGGAAUUCCAGCGAAGAUGAUUGGAUUUGUUGAUGAGCAGGACCCAUCUCUAACAAUGAAGCAUGACGCUACAAAAGAAUUUUUUGAAAAUGUAGCUGUUACUUCUAUGGAGGCCAAAUUCACUGAUGCGUUGGACUUGGAAAGAAAAGAUGGGCGCACUUGAACGUCUGCAUGGGCUAGUCUUUGGCUGCAGUGUGGUUUUACCUAUUCUCUUGUAUUUGCAGAAAUCGAUGUUGUUGAACAUGGCAGGUACAAAUGCAAUGAAAGAAAAUGUAAAUGCAGAUCGGUCGGUCAUUUACAUGAUUUACUA
This is a messenger RNA of Malania oleifera, 1480 nucleotides long. RefSeq names its product serine acetyltransferase 2-like. The transcript is spliced from 10 exons. NCBI's taxonomy places the organism in Eukaryota, Viridiplantae, Streptophyta, Magnoliopsida, Santalales, Ximeniaceae. The coding region runs from base 254 to 1333 and encodes 359 amino acids. Gene Ontology annotation, molecular function: L-serine O-acetyltransferase activity. The record is from RefSeq and is a predicted model, not a curated record. Gene Ontology annotation, cellular component: cytosol; cytoplasm.